This is a messenger RNA of Amoebophrya sp. A25, 5398 nucleotides long. The record is from the annotation of a GenBank genome assembly. Lineage: Eukaryota; Dinophyceae; Syndiniales; Amoebophryaceae.
CACAGAAAUAGGUCUAGGUUUUGAAUGAAAACAACCUAAAAACGCACAAAGAAAAUCGUAGUUUUUAUUCCUGUUCGCCGUAGUAGCAAGGACCGCAAGAAAAUAGUAGCAAGGACCAAAUUGCAGUUGAACAAGGACCUUAAAAGAAAUGGCUAUCGAUAUGCGGCGUCAGGAGAUGGAAAUGAGCACACAUUCGGAAUGUUGUGAAGCGAAUUCCACUUCGAAGUGUACUACUACACCGAUAACAAGAACUGCGGUGAAAGGACGAACGCGUCAUCAACUUCUACACGGAGAUUCCUCGUCGAAGAACACGUCGCUUCCUCCAGGCUCCGGAAUUACUAGUGUGGGAGGCAGUACUUCUUCAAGUGGACCAGGAGCAGGUGGCUUGCCCAGUACAACUUGUUUAUCUUCUUCAACCGGCUACAGCGAUAAAUUUGAGAGCAGAAAAAACUGUGUGACAGCGCAGCAGUUACAGUUCUCACCAAUGGGUUCAAUACGCCAGGCAUCAUCUAUGUCCUCCGCUGAAAGAGAUUACAAUUUCAGCAUUUGGGAAAACAAUCGAGACAGCGUCACGAACAAGAUGACGAGCAAUAAACGAAACACAGAAGACGCUCUGGUAGCGUCUCCCUCUCUCCUUCGAGACGCUAAAGGACUAGAAUCUCCCCUUCUUGACACGACCCCAUCUCGCUCUUUUGCCUCCGAAAUUUUGUCCUCCGAUGAUAAACGAAAAAACGCCAUCGUGCUGUCUUACCUCGCGUUCCAGACAAUUUCCAUCGGCGCUCCGCAGUACGGGUUCAUUUCUGCAUUGGGAAAACUAUCCUUGCCUCCGACAGAAGCUGAUGCAGCAGCGAGUGCGAUCCCCACGUACACAGAAACGGCGUUCUUGAUAAUGCUGCGUUCCAGUCAAUUAGGCGCAUUUCCUGUCGCUACCCUGGUUGACCGAGUCGGUGGCAAAAUUGGCACGCUGAUAGCGACGUUGUUGUUCGCGAUUGGUACUCUAUACUCUAUUGUAUUGAAAAUGAUAAUAAGUAAAAAUUCUGGGUUCUUGAUGUUGAUGCACUAGCCGGUCUUGAUCAUGCAAUGCAUUCUUUGUUUUUUACUUAGAUGAAGUUCAAUUUGAUAACUCGUGCAGCCUUUGUAGAAGAUAGCAACGGCGGAGUUGUCAUGCUGCUAAAGAACGCCUCUUGUACGGAUGACCUGACACAUGAGUAAAAACUCGAUGAUUGACUUCUGACGCACAAUCACGUCAAUCUAUCAAGUGAUUGAUGUAGAAGCUUAAAGAACGCCGGUGCAGGUGACCUGACAGAUAAGUAGAGACUCAACAACAACAUUUCCUUCUCUGAUUUAUCAAAAUUCUGCGCUUGAAUCUUCGCCAUUUCAGGUGGAAUUUCCUUGGCCGUGGCUGUGCAUUCCGCUGGGCUUCUUUGGGCAGAUUCACCGGAUCCGGGGAUGCAAAUGCACCUUGUUGUCGCUGGCGUCUCUUACGGCCUUGCUGCGACGUUUCAAAUUGUCAGUGUGAUGCUCACCCUACGCACUGUUUUUCCCGCUGUCUCUUCCGAUUUCAGUGUGACCCUGAUGAACGGCUGCUACGACUCUUCUUCGUUUAUGUUCACUCUUGUAGGGCUGCUGUCAACUCUUGGCGGAGAAGUAGCAGCAAGUGCUUCAUCUUCUACUAGUACGACUAGCGUCGAACAGGAUACUGGAGGCACCAGCGAUCAUAUACGACCUACACAUGCCGCUGGAGACACUUUUCCAGACGGAACAUCAAACCUGUUGAAGCAGGAGCAUGCAGACAGAUUUGCGUUAGCGCUGGUAGCCUACGCAGCGUUCGGAUUGCUGCAUUUUGUUUUCGUCUUCUUCUUUUAUCCCGAUCGUUUAGUCCCAUCGACAUCAGACGCGACAGCCGAGGAAGACGCUGCUGUUGUUGUCAAGGAAACGACCAGAAUGAAGACCCCAGAUGUUCAUGUUCAUCCUCACAUGGAGGUGCCCACAAUCAAGAUCACGACUACAGCUUCUCCCGAUCGUCAACAUUGCAAAGAAGUCCACCCUCUUCUCCCACCUGUUGAUUUGUCUAUUCCUCUACUCGGAGGAGAUAUCAGCAAAGCCGCCUCCGACUUCUUUUAUUCCGCUCCACCAAUGGCUGAGAGGGCCGGUGAGGAGGACGUUGCCUUGGAUGAGAUUAGACUACAUUGCAAAGAAGAUUUGGAUGGAGUGAACGUCCAACCUAGUCCUACAACUAGCAACCCCAAGGCAGAUUCUCAUAGUCAUACUAGGAGUUCCUUCUGGCGCAUGCUGCGCAGACCGCGAUACCUAUUCUCGAUCCUGUGGUUUGCGGCUCAAUUCCAAAAUUUCACUGGGUAUUUGACGCAGAUGCCGGACAUCUUGGAUCCCUAUACUCUCGAAUUGAGCGGCUGGCUUUAUCCCGUGAGUCUGCUAACCGCACUUUUGAUGGGAACGAUCUUCAACAAGUUGCAGAAUCCUGGCUACGUUGUCGCCAUAGCAACCGUCUUAGGCAUCGCUUUUCAGCUGACAGUGCUCGCCUUGUCCUCACCCGAUCCUCCGGCAACAUCUACAAGGACUACAACAGAAACUACUCUAGGCGGGGCUCUAUCGCAGUCCCUGAUUUCGUUCAUUCGCGAACGGCAAGUCGGGAUCCUCUUUCUGCUACCCCUGUAUCGAAGUGGCCUUUUCAGUGCGAUGUGGAUUUAUUGGCCAGUGGCGUUCCCUACUGAGUGUCAUCACCUCGGAUCCAUGUACGGGUUUGCAUCCCUCUUCGCUUUCCUCUUCAGUAGCUUUCUGAUCGCAUUCGUGCUGCCAUCUACCAGCGAUUCCGCUUCAGGCGACUACGACCCAGCACUAGGCGAAUAUGCGAACUUGUUGUGGGUGGCGCUCUACGGGACCAUCAGUGUUUCUUACACACUCUACCUGCUCGUACCGAGAAGGGGAUGGACGAUCAUUGACGAUGCUAACUGAAGAUUUUUUGGGCAUCCCCCAUGGGAGACUGCUCCUAAGAAUUGUCUGGUAUUUCGACUAGUAUCACCACAAGCACAAUAAAUUAAAUAGAAAUUGAAAUUAAAUAUAAGGGGCGUUUAUUGCUCACCAAUAUGAUGCCGUCCUACGUGCUGAAGAUCGCCACGAUUCUAGCAAACUGAUCUUAUCUUUGUAACUCUCUUAGUGUAAUAUACUUAGAUAAGAUGACGCACACCUUCUAUUCUUGAAGAAGGCUCAUCUAGUAGGAUCCGCAGCCAGCGCUAGUCAGCCUACGAAUUUUGAACUCUUUGAAAUAGAUGAAAUCUGGUAUGUCAAUCUUACCUGUCAAUCAUGUUACCUGUCAAUCAUGUUACCUGUUAAUCAUGUUACCCGUUAAUCAUGUUACCUGUCAAUCAUGUUAGUGUUACCUGUCAAUCAUGUUACCUGUCAAUCAUGUUACUUAUCAAUACUAAUUUGCGCUCUUUUUCAACGAGAAAAGUUCAGCAAUGGGUUCCGAAACCGCAACCCGUUCAUUGCCAUGAACAACCAAAACUAGGAAGCAAGUUGGGAUUCAUUUCGUCCCGAUGAUGAACCAAAACUAGGAAGCACCCAAAAACUAGGAAGCACCCAGUAGACUUAAACUCCUAUGUAAAUACUUAUCUUCGAUCCUACUUAGCGAUGUACGAGUAAUCCGUAGCUCCUAAACAGUGCAGAAAAGGAUUUCGUUGAUACAAAUAUAUAAGUAUCAAUUAUAUGUUUAAAUGCUGAGCUACGAAAAUCAAUCCUGACAUUUAACUUCGCGGAACUUCGAUUGUUGAGGAGCCGAUUUGGAAAUAAGAACGAGUUGAGCAGCACUUUGAAAGAGAGGAGAAAUAGCUGUAUGAAUUAGAGGUAAGAAAUAGCUGAUGCAUGUGUGAAUGAAUGAAAUGACCACGCGCGCCGAAUGGACAUGAAUUAUAACCACAAGCAAAAGCAUGCAUCCUAUCCUAUGAAGAUAUCACGAGACCCCCAGCCUCACCCUCUAGGUGAACUGAGUACUAUUUGUUGAUCAUGAUGAAUUAUUACUGUUUAUUUUUUUGCUAACUAAUGUACUACGCUUUUUUUUUGCAAUAAAGGCAUCAAGCGUAUGUUAUUGUGAUUGAAAUGCUUUCAAGAUGAAGACGUUGACCGGAUGAAACUCGUAGAAAGAAGUAGAUUGUGGAGCCUACCGCAGCAGCUUACCAAUCGAUUUCGUGCACAUUAUUUUCCGUAUUCAUUGCACUAGAAGUUCGUUGAUGUCCAUAAUAAAUGAACGUAAAUGUGAUUAGAAUUUUCGGGAAAUUAAAGUCACUUGCACUCUGAACCUUGAACUCGAACUCUGAACCGCUUUCUGGGCACAUCAAUGCCAACGCUUUCCCUAGGAAACUACAACUAGUAAUCAAAAAUAAACGACCCACGCUGAAGCUGAUGAUUAAGAGCUGCUACUAACUUCUAGAAGUUGUAGGAUAAAACUCAUGACUAAGUAGAAGGUGCCGGAUGUACUUGUAGUACCCCUCGUGUUUUCCUCCGCUUGCAUUUUUUUUGAUGACACAAGUCGGCUUUCCAAUAGAUCCCCGUCUCCGUCUUUUCUUAAUACAGUCAACAAAAAAAAUUUUCUGUUUCGUGUAAUGAAUCUGAAGAAAAAGCGCGGCUUUAAAUAGUGAACGGUAUCUAUACCCGAAGAAUUUCAGAUCUCUAAGAAGAAAAAAAUGCUGAGAACUGUUGGCUUCUACUCCUACAAUAUCAGAGUAUACGUGUGGAAGCUCUCUAUCCGGAUUAAAAACCGACUAAGAAAAUAUAUAUUCAUGCAAUAGUAAACGCGAUUAGCGGGCUCCUAACUAAUAUGAACACAGUCAGGCACUCAAAGCCGAAAAUGUGGAGUGUCGGGGUUGGUUUUAUUUUCUGACGAAUCGCAACACCCUGCAGGGAAACAGAAAGAAGAAAAUGCUUGCUGGAAUGUAGUGGGUUUCCCGUGCAGUAACGACCAUCUUCAGGGCCUUUCUCAAAGAACCACCACGAGGCUGAGAAGAUCCGAACUGCGCCAAGUUGGAUCUCUAUGGGGAAUUCGCCCCGAAAUGUCUUAACUCCACAUUUUAUCUAUUUUGAGCUGAGGAAUGUCGUAAGAGAUUAUAAUACAACUCAUUCUCAAUAGAAUAAAUAUGUACAUAAAAACAGCUCAAGAACUUCUGGUCAUUGAUGAAUCUAGAUUGAUGAAUGAACAAGAAAAAGAAAAGGAAAACCCCUCGCCCCGUUGUCUAUUGACUACUAAUCAAUGCAGAUAUUAUUUAUUUAAGAGAGCUUCUUGGCGAGCCCUUCCUCUUCCUCGAAUAACGGAUUUUUAUUACUGAAACAAAAGGACCGCCCAAGAAGAUAAAGUAGAUGUAGAUGACAUUUUGUUUUUAUGAAAGAC